AUGCCCGGCAUAGCCCCAGAGGUCAUCAGCCAUAAACUCAGCAUUUCCCCCGCUUAUAAACCAGUAAGGCAGAAGCGCCGAUUAUACGAUACCGAACGAUAUGAAGCAAUGCGUACGGAGGUCGAUAAACUCCAAACCAUCGGCUUCAUCCGGGAGGCAACGUACCCGGUAUGGCUGGCAAAUUCCGUGAUGGUGCGAAAGUCCACAGGCGGGUGGCGAAUGUGCCAGGACUAUACCGAUCUCAACAAGGCCUGCCCGAAAGACAGCUUUCCGUUACCACGGAUAGACCAGCUUGUGGACGCCACUGCCGGCCACGAAUUGCUGAGCUUCAUGGACGCCUAUUCCGGCUACAAUCAGAUAUUCAUGCACCCUCCCGAUAGCGAACACACCGCAUUCAUAACAGACAAAGGGUUGUACUGUUACAAUGUCAUGCCGUUCGAAAAGGCCGAGCUACCGAUUUUUUAUGUCAGUAAGGCACUCCAGAGUGCUGAACUUCGGUAUCCCCCAUUAGAGCAGCUGGCACUAGCUCUUGUCGUCUCCGCACGAAGACUUCGGCCAUACUGCCAGGCGCACGGAAUCAAAGUCCUAACCAACCAACCGCUCCGGCAAGUGCUCCAGAAAUCGAAAAUUUCUGGCCGAUUGAUCAAGUGGGCGAUCGAACUCGAAGAAUUCGACAUACAGAUCGUUCUGAGGCCCGCCGAAAAGGGCCAGGCUGUUGCCGAUUUUAUCUCCGAGCUUACCCCAUCAACAGCACAGUCGACGCCCGAAGCGGGUUUGCACGUCGAUGGCUCGGCAAACCAACAAGGAUGCGGAGCGGGCUUGGUACUGACAACACCGGACGGACUCAAGAUCGAGUACGCCCUCCGAUUCAACUUCCGAACCUCCAACAAUGAAGCGGAAUAUGAAGCCCUCUUGGCCGGCCUUCGGUUAGCCAAGAGCAUGAAUGCAAAGCAAAUCCGAAUUCACAGCGACUCCCAGCUCAUUGUGAACCAGGUAACGGCAGACUUCGCCGCCAAGGAUGCCUCCAUGCACGCCUACCUUUCAACCGCCCAUCAGCUACUCCAAAGCUUCCAAGCCUACAAGAUCAAACAGAUCCCCAGAGGCGAAAACAGCCAUGCCGAUGCACUGGCGCGCCUGGCUUCGGCGAUAAACGACAAGGUCGGAAGAAAGGUACCGGUGGAGAUUCUUGCCCAACCGAGUACGGUAGCCUCCGAAACGUGUACCGUACGGUAUGAGGAUACAUGGAUGUCUCAUAUCUACUUGUACCUGACGAACGGCACCCUUCCUGAAGAUAAGGCCCAGGCCCGGAAGCUUAGAUACCGAUCAGCAAGGUACACUGUCAUCAACAAUGUGCUUUACAAGCGUGGCUACACCACCCCAUAUCUCAAAUGCCUUACGGCAGAACAGGGGGACUACGUCCUUCGGGAGAUCCAUAACGGUGUGUGUGGCGACCAUUCCGGGUCCCGAUCCCUCGCCUACAAAGCCUUUCGGCAGGGAUACUUUUGGCCUACCAUGCACCAGGACGCUAAUUCACUUGUGAAGAAGUGUGACAAAUGCCAGCGCUUCGGUAACGUUCCGCAUAUCCCUGCCGAACCUCUGACACCGAUUGUAAGCCCUUGGCCUUUCGCACAAUGGGGACUGGACCUGAUCGGUCCAAUGCCGCAAGGCAAGGGGCAG
Prunus dulcis (almond) is the source of this 1677-nucleotide messenger RNA. RefSeq lists its product as uncharacterized. Gene Ontology annotation, molecular function: nucleic acid binding; RNA-DNA hybrid ribonuclease activity. The transcript is spliced from 3 exons. The record is from RefSeq and is a predicted model, not a curated record. The annotation marks the transcript as partial. Lineage: Eukaryota; Viridiplantae; Streptophyta; Magnoliopsida; Rosales; Rosaceae.